AUGGCUGGGCAGGUGAGGCAGCAGAUAGACCAGGCCUCGCUGGAACGAUAUCUCGAGAAGAAUGUCCCAGAGGUCAAGCCGCCGCUGCAGUUGAAGCAGUUCGGCUUCGGACAAUCAAACCCCACGUACCAAGUCACCGAUGCGACAGGCCAGCGAUUCGUCCUUCGAAAGAAGCCGCCUGGCGAGCUUCUGUCGAAGACUGCCCACAAAGUCGAUCGCGAGUAUCGAGUAAUACACGCGCUCGAGCAGACCGAUGUCCCCGUGCCCAAAGCGAUCUGUAUGUGCAAAGAUGAGAGUGUCAUUGGCACAGAGUUCUACAUCAUGGAAUUCUUGGACGGCAGGAUGGUCGAGAACCCUUCGUUCCCAGGCGUGAGCGCGGAAGAGCGGACGGAAAUGUGGAAGGAUGCCAUUCGGACGCUUGGGAAGCUCCAUCGUGUGCGGCCGAAGGAUGUAGGACUCGAAACUUUUGGGAAGCCGAACGGAUUCUACGACAGGCAGAUCAAGACAUUUGGGAGUCUGGCGAAGUCGCAAGCUGCUGCGAAGGACAAGGAGAGUGGACAGCCUGUCGGUCAGCUGCCGCAUUUCGAGGACUUUGUGCAGUUCUUCGCGGAUUCGAAGAGUCAGCCGAAGGAUCGAGGUGUGCUGGUGCAUGGCGAUUUCAAGAUUGAUAAUCUGGUUUUUCACAAAACCGAGCCGAAGGUGAUUGGGAUUUUGGAUUGGGAGAUGAGCACUGUUGGACAUCCGCUCGCUGAUUUGACCAACCUCAUUCAGCCUUGGACAAUCUCAAACGCAACACCCAACUGGCCUCGAAUACAUGCCGAUCGGGCUUUCGUACACCCCAGUCGAUCAGAUUCCACCAACAAAGAGUUUCCUGGUCUUCCGACCCGACAGCAGGCGGUGCAAUGGUAUGGCGAGACAGCAGGCUAUGCCAUACCGGAUGCGGAGUUGACAUGGGCGGCUUCCUUUGCGCUGUUCAGAGACAGCAUUAUCUUCCAGGGCAUUGCUGCACGGUACGCUGUACGGCAGGCCAGUAACGAGAAGGCGAAGCAGUACGGCGAUGAACGGGUACCCUUCGCUAAGAUGGGUUGGACCAUGGUCAAGGAUGCGAAGGCGAAACAGGGUAGUCAGUCGAAGUUGUGA
Molecule: messenger RNA, 1140 nt
Organism: Saxophila tyrrhenica
Lineage: Eukaryota; Fungi; Ascomycota; Dothideomycetes; Mycosphaerellales; Extremaceae
Exons: 5
Coding region: 1-1140 (379 amino acids)
Source: RefSeq, a predicted model, not a curated record